Geodia barretti is the source of this 654-nucleotide messenger RNA. NCBI's taxonomy places the organism in Eukaryota, Metazoa, Porifera, Demospongiae, Tetractinellida, Geodiidae. The record is from the annotation of a GenBank genome assembly.
AUGUUCGAGCUAAUACCGCCACCCGGGAAUCCCACUAUGAUUAUCAUCCUGGGCAUUGGCGUGUCGGCGUACACCUGGCUGUUCACACCGCGGGAAUACCUGGUUUACUCCGAUUCCCUGUGCGUUGCCUACGGCAGGCCCCGGGUAAAGGUGAUGCACUUCAGCAAUAUUGCCACGGUGGAGAUGGGUUCGCUGGCCACAAUGGACCAGCUGAGGAUUCGCCCAGUGAAGGGCCGGCGCCAGCCGAUACGGGUAAGGGACCCGGAGGGCUUCUUCGACGAACUUGAAGCGGCCCUUAACGCCUACCGCGCCGCUCACCCCGAGGAAAAUAUGGACUACGAGUUCCGGGGGAGAAGGCCGCUGGAAGUAGUGGACGCAGAAUCCGUUGCUGUGGUAGACGCGGUUGAGGCGACGCCCAUAGCCGACACCGCUCCCGAAGCGCCAGCUUCCGAACCGUCGCAAGACAUGGUUGAAACGGCUGGUAACUCUGUAGAAGAGCCCGUCGCGACAGAGCAGGCGAAGGCUCCCGAGCCUUCCUCUGCCGAAGAGCAGCCAGUAGCCCAGGCCAAUGAGGCUGUGGAAGAAGCUCCUGCGUCUGGACCGGACGACUCAGGGGAUGAUCCCCAGCAACCUCAACCACGCACCUUUUACUGA